AUGCCUGGGGCUGGGGCGGCAUCGCCGGCUUUUGGCUCCGCCUGGCCCGAGCCCGGUCCCAGCCCCGACGCAGGGUCCAGUCCCGGCCCCGGCCCCGGCCCCGGUCCCGGCUCCUCCCGGGGCCCGCGGAGGACACAGGCGGCGCAGCCGCUCCCGCCGCCUCCGCUGCGGCUUGCCCGGCCCGAGCUCCGCCGCUCGGCAGCGCAGCCGCCGGGGCGGGUGGGGAUGGCCGGGCCGGGGCGGCUGGGUUCCCUGCUGGGGCGCGGCGGAUUCGGCAGCGUCUGCUCGGCGACGCGGCUCUCGGACGGCGCCCCGGUGGCCAUCAAACGCGUGCCGCGGGAUCGCAUCCGGCACUGGAGCGAGCUGCCCGACGGCACCAGCGCGCCCCUGGAGAUCGUGCUGCUGGCCAAGGUGUCCUGUGGCUGUGCUGGUGUCAUUCAGCUGCUGGAGUGGCUUGAGCUCCCCGACAGCUUCUUGCUGGUGAUGGAGCGUCCAGAGCGGUGCCAGGAGCUCUCGGAUUUCCUGGUGGAGCGGAGGUUCCUGCCAGAGGAGGAGGCGCGGGGGCUGUUCCGCCAGGUGCUGGAGGCCGUGCAGCACUGCACCAGCUGCGGGGUCCUGCACAGGGACAUCAAGCCUGAGAACAUCCUGCUCGACCUGGCCAGCGGGCAGCUGAAACUGAUUGACUUUGGCUGUGGCGCCUUCCUCCAAGACACAGCCUACACCCAGUUUGCAGGAACCCUGGCCUACAGCCCUCCAGAGUGGACCCAGCACCAAAGCUACCAUGGUGAGGCAGCGACAAUCUGGUCCCUGGGCCUCCUGCUGUACCAGCUGGUCGUGGGGAAGCACCCGUUCAGGAGGGGCCAGGAGAUCAUCUGGGGGCGCAUCUUGUUCCCAGCACGGCUCUCUCAAGAGUGCCAAGAUGUCAUUAAGCGGUGUUUGUCCAUGCAGCCCUCGGACAGGCCAUCAUUAGAAGAGCUUUUCUGCCAUCCUUGGGUGCAGGGUGCUCCUCGGCCCUAGAAGAUGGGAGAGAUCCAUGUGCACAGUUGGAUCCAGGGGCCUGGCAGGGAAGGAGAAGGAGCUCCUGGAGAAGCUGUACCAGGUGGGGCUGCUGCUGGAGACAGCAAGGACAACCUCAAGGACGACAGUCUCUUCCUUGGCCUGGCCAGCUGAAGAAGAUGGACUUGGAUUCUGGCACCUUCUCUAAAGACACACUCCACACCCAAUUUGCAGAGGUGCCACAAGUGGGCCAAAGCUGGCGAGUGGGCCGUGUCCCUGAGGCAGUGCAGUCUGGAGCUGAUGGAUGGAGAAUUGCCUUUCUGCACUCCCAAACCAGAGGAAAAAUCUAAAACAUGCUGUAAAAAAAGAGUGUCCUUUGCUCCUGGUUCCCAUGCGGAGCAGCUCCCUUCCUGCUGGCUGAGCUGCUCAGGCAGAGCCCGGCAGCUCCUGGCCAUGCAGGGCUGAGGCUUUUCCCCACUGCUGGGCACAGACUGAUGGAGCAGCACUGCUGAACACGGGCACACCCAGAGGGACCAAGAGCAGCUGCCUUUGCCCACCUGAGGCUCCAAGGCCCAAACUCUGAGCAGCCAGGGCUGGAAGAGACUCGCAGGCUCCCUGGUGGCUGUGCUGCCCCACUUGUGCCCGGCCCAGCUCUGCAUGAGGCAGAGGGAGAACAAGGGGCAGCUCCCUCUCAGCCCAGCCCAGGGACCCCUGCAGCCCCAGGGCUUGGGGCACUGUCAGCACCUGCUGCUCCAGCCACCACUCCUGCUGACCCUGACAGCAACACCCAAACUGGGGCUGAUCCCAAGGGAGCAGCAGCAGGGCCUGGAUCUGCUCCCUGACUCUGGGCCAGGGCUGGACAAAUGACCCCACAGCAGCAGCAGCACAUGGAGCUGACAUUCAGCACAGCCCCUGCCACUCUUCCCUCCUGUGUGCAGCAGUGUCACAGCAGCCUGAGGCACCUGGGAGCCUCCAGUGCCAGCAGGGACUUGAGAUGGCAGCCCUGGGCUCCUGGAGGUUGUGCAAGGAAUGCAGCUGGGAACUCCCUGUCCAUGGGGAGCUUCCAGAUGGAAAAGGCUGCUGUGCCCAGGCAGCUCCAAGGGCAGAGAAAGGAGCGUCUCGACCACUGGAUCUGUGCCAGUCCUACAGUCCUGGCCAGCAGCCACUGAGCCCUGGGGGAACAGAGGGCACAGCAAGAGGGACAAAGCCAGGCGAGGUCAGAGACUGGAGAGAGCCAGACCUGGGAGCAGGAACAGCUGCUCCAUUGCACUCUUGGAGAAAGCUCUUGGCUGGUUUAAAGCACUGAAAAGCAUGAAGUGCAGAGAGGAGGCCACAGCAAACAAUGCUCCUGUUUCCACACUCUCUCCUCUCUGUGUCCCAGAAGAAACUGGACUGUAUUCAUCUCUCCGAGUCGUCUCAUUCAACAUGAGCAGCUUAGCACCAGGAGCUGAAGGAACUGCCACCACAGGCCACAGGAGCUGAGCAAGAGGGAACUUUUGGAGCAAAGUAAUGCUGCUCAAAUAGACCUAGCUGAAUGCAGCAGAUAUAGUAAUGGAAUCACAGCAUCCUUUCUGUUGGAAAAGACCUCUAAGCUCAUCCAGUCCAGCCGUUCACUCAGCAGUGCCAAGCCCAGCACUAAACCACGUCCCUGAAGUGCCAAGGCCUGAACAGCAGGCCCUGAGCCAAAGGUGACUUCUGGAUGAACCUUCCAACCAAAGGUUAUCUUUGUAUCUGCUCACUGAUGAAAUAUGCAUGGCCAUUAGCACUGUGAUAGAUGUAGCCACUCCUUAGUGACACACGUAUUGAUCUUUUUGUAUUGGCAAGCCAGACAAGGCCAUGAAAUCUGACAUCUGGCCUUGUUUAGGGAUGAAGGAUCAAAGUCAGCUCCUUUGGUUCCUCCUUGAGCCCUGGCCAGGCUUUGGGAGGAACCCAAGAGGAGGAUGAAACCAGAUGUUCCUGCACUAGAAGUGCUGUCAGUUUGUUCAUUCAGCACUGUCAGAGCUGGGCCCUCUCACAGUGAGGUUGGAGCCUCAGCUGUGGCUGGAGGCACCUGCAGGAAUUCCCAGUGUCCAGGAGUGGCUCUGCAGUCCUUGGCUAUGACAGCUUCCCCCUGCUGCUGUGUGGAUCUGGGGGAUGGUGGAGUCUGAGGGACACUGGUGCUGGAUCUUUCUUAAUCACUGCUGCAAUCUUUGGUGCUGAUGAUUGGGUGCAUUGCUGAGCUGCUCCUUUUGUGAUUCUUUGCUGCUUUGAGCUGCAGUAAAUGACACUGAUUCCUUCAGUUGGAGUCUGUGUCUUUGGUGCUGACCCUGCCCACUGGUAAAACAAAACUGGCAGAGUCUGGCCAGAUCACAGCAAAAUGUCACUUGUUAAAUGUAAAUGUGAGGAAUCAGUGGCAUCAGAAAUUCCCAGAUGGGAAGCCCUUCCCUGGAGUUGGCUGGCUCUGGAGUGGGCUGAGGUCGCAGCACUGUGUGAGCACUGGGGCAGUUGGUUAAAAGAAGCUGAACCCCUGGAUGUCUUAAAAUGUAUCCAAAAAUUGCAUAUGGAAAAGGAAAAGAACUUGUGGGUUUGGGCAGACAAAGAUGAAUUUGUUAACCGUACAUUGAAAACAGCACCUUCAGAAGGAACAAUUCUUGUUGGAAUGCUCCCACAUGGAGCAACAGAAGAAGGUUUUAAUCUUGAGCUCCGAUGCAUUUGUGCAAGUGAAAUAUUAAUAUAAUAAAUAAGUAUGUACAUAUUUAUAGUAUA
Molecule: messenger RNA, 3741 nt
Organism: Passer domesticus (house sparrow)
Lineage: Eukaryota; Metazoa; Chordata; Aves; Passeriformes; Passeridae
Product: serine/threonine-protein kinase pim-1-like
Exons: 9
Coding region: 1-1017 (338 amino acids)
Biological process (GO): protein autophosphorylation
Cellular component (GO): cytoplasm
Molecular function (GO): ATP binding; protein serine/threonine kinase activity
Source: RefSeq, a predicted model, not a curated record